Oncorhynchus kisutch (coho salmon) is the source of this 2118-nucleotide messenger RNA. Its product is annotated as zinc finger protein OZF-like. Bases 102 to 1388 code for a protein of 428 amino acids. The record is from RefSeq and is a predicted model, not a curated record. Gene Ontology annotation, cellular component: nucleus. NCBI's taxonomy places the organism in Eukaryota, Metazoa, Chordata, Actinopteri, Salmoniformes, Salmonidae. The transcript is spliced from 2 exons. Gene Ontology annotation, biological process: regulation of gene expression.
CAAAUCCAGCCUGCCUCUCUCCUUCCACACUGAGUCCAAAUCUUCAGUCACUGGGUCCUGAUUGUUACAGUGGAGCCCAGUUUGCACUGCAGGAUCCAGAGAUGGCAUCAGUGAAGCUGGAAGACUGCAGUCAAACACUGGAGCUGAAUGUCAACAUUAAAGAUGAAGAAGAGGAGGAGAAGAUUGGUAAAUCUGUUAAUCAUGGAGACCAUGUUGAGACAUUCUCUACAUCCAGAGAGCAACAGCAGGAAGAUCACAGAGCUAACAGGUCUCACCACUGCCCACAUUGUGAGGAGAUUUUCCCAAUUCUAUCAAAUCUAAAAAUACACCUAAAAAUACACACAGGAGAUAAUCUGUAUCCCUGUACUGACUGUGGGAAGAGAUUCACGACAUCACAGGCUCUAACAGCUCAUCAGAAAGUGCACACUGGAGAGAAGCCAUACUUCUGCUUUGUCUGUGGGGAGAGUUUCUCUCAACAGGGCCAUCUAAAAACCCACCAUCGAAUACACACAAGAGAGAAGCCAUACUCCUGCUUUGACUGUGGGGAGAGUUUCUCUCAACAGGGCCACCUAAAAACCCACCAACGAAUACACACAGGAGAGAAGCCUUACUCCUGCUCUGACUGUGGAAAGAGUUUCUCUCAACUGGGCAGCUUAAAAACACACCAACGUAUACACACAGGAGAGAAGCCUUACUCCUGCUCUUACUGUGGGGAGUGUUUCUCUCAACUGGGCAACUUAAAAACACACAAACGUAUACACACAGGAGAGAAGCCUUUCUCCUGCACUGACUGUGGGAAGAGCUUCACAACAUCACAAGCUCUGACAGUUCAUCAGAGAGUGCACACUGGAGAGAAGCCUUACUACUGCUUUGAAUGUGGAAAGAGUUUCUCCCAAUUGGAUAUGUUAAAAUGUCACCAACGAAUACAUACAGGAGAGAAGCCUUACUCCUGCUCUGACUGUGGUAAGAGUUUCUCUCAACUGGGCAACUUAGAAGCACACCAACGUAUACACACAGGAGAGAAGCCUUACUCCUGCUCUGAGUGUGGGAAGUGCUUCACAACAUCAGCUGAGCUAAAGGUUCAUAAAAGAUCACACACAGGAGAGAAGCCUUACACCUGUUCUGACUGUAGAAAGAGUUUCUCCCGAUUGGAUAUGUUAAAAUGUCAUCAGCGAAUACAUACAGGAGAGAAGCCUUAUUCCUGCUCUGACUGUGGAAAAAGGUUCUCCCAACUGGGCAACUUAGAAGCGCACCAACGUAUACACACAGGAGAGAAGCCUUACUCCUGCUCUGACUGCGGGAAGAGUUUCUCCCGAUUGGAUACCUUAAAACGCCACAAAUGUAUACAUAAAGGGCAGAAGCCUCAUCAGUUCUCUCAGACCAGCUAAGAAUUAAAGUCACUCCAUCACUUAAAGAUGCACUAUGUAGAAAUCACUCCACCAUUUCCUGCAUGUUAAAAUUGCAAUAGUUCUAAUAGCCUCCAGUUUGUGACAAAAUAAGCAGUCAUUGUGUAGUGAAUCAUUGUACCAUCUAAACCGCUGUGAAAUAUAUUUUCCAUUAUCAAAAUAUUGUAUUUUCAGCUGUUGUACAAAAAUGAAGUAAAAAACAAAACUUCAGAACGGAAAGCAUAGAAAUAGUGCACAUAGAACAGAUCUACUGCUUCUUAGACAGAGAGAAGCCUUACUCCUUGUCUGACUGUGGAAAAGGCCUCCACUGGGGAAAAGCUUGUGUGUACUGCACUGCCUGUGGGAAUAUUUUGUCUCUAUUGGACACCUUAGCUAGGCUUGGGUGUUAUCCAGAUUGUCAUACCUUCAUACUGACCUUGUGCCAUACCAUAACAUUAGGUAACUGCACGCAAAAAUAUAUAUUUAUAUAUUUUAGACAGCAUAUAAUAGACACCAUCCAGGAGAAGUUAGCUAACUAACUACUAAAUUAGCAAACCAAAUGCACAACUGCAGAGCAUUUAGCACAUUUUAGACUGUUAACUUAAAGGGAUAUUCCUCAUAUCCAGCACCACCCCAACAUCAACAUGUGAAUAUUGCGUGUUUCUGUAGUAAAAAAAGAUUGAGGAAGAUAAGUGUUUCUAAUGACAUCAUGGGUGGGCAUCGUGUGAUUUUU